AUGAUUGCCGGAAUCGCCAAGAUGAAGCGGCUCCGACUGGUUCUACUACCAGCGAUUAUACUAGGCUUAUGUUUUAUACUUUUAAUAAACCAACUACAUUGGGGUAAACUGCCGACUUCGACUAGCUCUCUCGCCGACUUGAUGAGAUACUUGGGUAUUGACGAAGCUGCAGGGACACACGAGUUGAAGUCGUCGCGUGUGCCCCAUGUAUCGACGGAUACUGCACCUGAUUCGACCAAGGGGGAAAAAAAAAAGCUGAAAACGGACCAGAACCCUAAUCUGUUUUUGGGUGAUAUCAACGAGAUGGAUGAAGCCGAGAGGAGUCUGUUCAUGGGAGUAGAGCAAAAGGAUCUCUUGGGUGUGCCGCAAAAGGGCCAUGUCUAUGAAGUGGUCACUGUGCCCAAGGCCAAAAUCGGGAAUCUUGUAUCGACAAACUUUGACACCACGGCCAUCACGCCCGUGAAGUUUAGAAUUUACUCGCAUAAUAUCAAGAAUGGAGGCCAGCGCGAGCUUAUCGUUGGCGAGGUGCCCUGGCAUGACCGCGUCAAGGAUAUCGCCAUGUCUAUCAAAUUCAACACCGUUGAGAACACCAUAAUCACACUUCAAGAACUGUACAAAUUUCAAGUGUUGGACAUAAUGAAACUACUCAAUCUGUACGGUGGUGCUAACGGGGAGAAGGAGGAUGAAGGAGACAAAAGCUGGGCCUAUUAUGGGCACGGACGUAUUGACGGGGAGGACCUUGGUGAGUUUGCACCCAUCAUAUACAAUACUCGUGAGUGGGAGAUGCUCUACAAUGAUACAUUUUGGUUAAACGACCAAAGUCCACGAGCGUCGUACCAAGGGUGGGAUGCCAAGUACCCGAGAAUUUGCAGCUACGUCUCGUUGCGCCACAGGAAGCUGCAGCUCUUGAUGAAUUUUUUCAACACUCAUUUCGACCAUAUAGGCGUACAAGCCAAGUCGGGCUCCGCCGCACUCAUCAUCAGGGCAAUGGAUGUGUUGCAGAAGAAACAAAGCAGAGCAGGUAACCUAUGGCCCACUUUUGUCAUGGGCGACUUAAACUCGGAGCCCAACGAAGAAGGAGUCAAGAUCCUCAAGGAAUGGUUCACGGACGCCGUUCGACUCACUACUGCUGAAAACAGGUAUGGCCACACCAAGUCCACGGUCACUGGAUUCGAAGGAGAAGUAUUGGAGAAUGGCGGCCAGAACAUCGACUACAUCUUUGUGCCAAAGUACGCGCGAGGCAUUGGCCUGGCAAGCAAGUGCGACGACGUGCGUGGCUCGAACAAGUUCCCAGAAAGAGCAGACUUGACGGUGUUGCAAUAUGGAAUGUUGCAUUCCAAGUUCAACGGACGCUACAUGAGUGAUCACCGACCGAUUGUGGCCGACUUGAUGAUUACAAAAAAGUGCGCUGACACUAAAUAG
Lodderomyces beijingensis is the source of this 1422-nucleotide messenger RNA. The record is from the annotation of a GenBank genome assembly. Lineage: Eukaryota; Fungi; Ascomycota; Pichiomycetes; Serinales; Debaryomycetaceae.